Poecile atricapillus (Black-capped chickadee) is the source of this 2043-nucleotide messenger RNA. It is a transcript of the gene C7H1orf210, whose product is annotated as chromosome 7 C1orf210 homolog. NCBI's taxonomy places the organism in Eukaryota, Metazoa, Chordata, Aves, Passeriformes, Paridae. Bases 192 to 1286 code for a protein of 364 amino acids. Gene Ontology annotation, molecular function: protein binding. The record is from RefSeq and is a predicted model, not a curated record. The transcript is spliced from 4 exons.
UUCACCGCCCCGGGAGCACCGGGGCCGGGCGGGAGCCAGGCUGGGUCCCGGGCGCUGCCGUCUGCGGGGCCCGCGUGUGGGGACCCUGAGCCGUGCGGCCGCGGCCACACCUCGCCCGGCACGGCCGGCUCUGCCGGCUUCCCGGCUUUCCCCGAGACUUGUUUUUCUGGCCGGAAGUUUCCUGGAGCCAAAUGGCUCCUACCUGCCUGCUCUGCUGGUUUUGUAGCCUCCUCUGCGCCUGGUCAGUGGGGAUGGGACAGCCCUGCAGCCUUGAUCACCAGGGAUGGGCCGACUGCAGUGGAAAGAGCCUUCAGCAUGCUCCAAGUUCCCUUCCAAGAAACAUUACCAGUUUGGACCUCUCCUUCAACUCCUUGGUCAUGCCCCAUCACAGGACUCUCUUGAAGCAUUUCCCUUCCCUGCACUCUCUCAACCUCUCCAGCAAUGCCAAGCUCACGCUGAGCCCAGGAGUCUUCUCCAACCUUGGGGCACUGCUUCUGCUGGACCUGAGCAGCUGCGGCAUCACCUACAUCCACAUGGACACUUUCAAGGGCCUGGGAAAUUUACACACACUGCUUCUAAGAAACAACAGCUUGCAAGAGCUUGAUGUCCCUUUCCUUUUGCCGCUGAAGUCUCUUUUCCACCUGGACCUGCAGCACAACGCGCUGGUCUCUGUGGACACUUGGAGCCUGCAGCUGAUGGAGACAGUCCCGCAGGUCCGUCUGGAAGGGAACCCCUGGGUGUGCGACUGCAGCGCGCACCCUCUGCAGCAGUGGCUGCAGCGCAGGCGAGCUGUGCAGGUGACCUGCUUGUCUCCUCCUUGGCUGAGGGGCCAGGACAUCACAGCUCUGGAUUCUCAGGACCUGGGCUGCCAGAUUAAGCAGCGGUUUGUUCGUGGGCUCAGCACAGCACGGCAGAUCACAGUGACUGAGAACAACACCACUGCACUGCCGGCCAGCAAGGGGGGAAGGAGCUGGCCAUACCUGGUGGGAUUCCUAGCGACAGCCAUUGGCCUCUCCAUCCUGAUCGCACUGGCUGCCAAGUGCAAGCUUGUCCACAAGAACUUCGCCAGCUACCGCCACCGGCCACUGCCCGAAAUCAGCUCCAUUGGUGGCAGCCCCAUGGAGGAUAGCAGCAGCUGGGACAGGGGCUCCUGUGGGAGCCAUUCCAUACCUGAUGCUGCCGACCUGCAAGCUGAGGAUGAUGAUGGCUUCAUCGAGGAUAACUACAUCCAGCCCAGUGAGCAGCUGCCAACAAAAGAGGAGCGGGAGUUGCAUCGCUCCAUGUGAGCUUAUGAGCUUUCAACUCAGCCACCACUGCUGUGGCCUCUUGCUGUCUCCCUAGCUCCACCCCUUUCCCACCUGCCCUUGGCUUUGGGCCCCACAUGUUUGGGGCAGGAGGAAAGGAGCAGAGAGGAGGGGAGAGAGGGAUGAGCUAAGAAUGGUGAUGAAGGCUGAAGGCAGCCAGUCCCAGAGUGUCACAGCAUGACACCAGUAGGCUGCACUGUCACAAGGACACCACACCAGCUGCUGCUUUCCCAGCCUUGCUCAGAUGCUGAGGCUGAAGGUGGUGCCUAUUGGGAAGCUGGUUGCAGUGGGAAGACAAGCCUGCCCUGCUGCUGCCACGGGGUCUUGGGUGCUGGCCCCACUGCCCCGUGGUGCCAGACCCAGCCCUGCUCUGUCCCUCAAUGCGUUGUCACUCUGAGUUGUGAUUAAAGCAUGAUUUAGCCCUGCCUCUGCCUGCAGUGGUUUGUUGGGACUCUCCCAGUGGCAGUGCUGGGAGGCGACCCUCAGCCCCACGGCUUUUUUUGCAUGUGCUUUCAAGGACUAUAAAUACAUUCCUCUAACUGUGGUGAAGAGAGGCCACAUCUGUGGCACAAUGAGUGCUCUUGUCCAAACAAAUAUUUCACCUGCUGUGGUGAAAUCAUUGCAGGGCUUCUGUGCAUGUCUCUCCAGCCAUGGCCCUUCUUUCUUUUCUCUUUCCUCUCCAGGAAGGCAAGCUAAAAGACACCUUUUCUCUGUCAGCUCUGCAGAGCUGAGCAAACUC